UUCUCUUUCCUCUUCUCUUCUCCUCUUCUGGAACUCUGCUCCUCUUCGCGAUCCCACUUCUCGAGCCUGAAAUUCUAAAUGGCUUUGAUUUCACUCUAAUCAUCAGCUAUACCUUCUCUGCUUGGGAUCCUGAAGGUAUUGUUUGGGCUUUUGGCCUCGAGGAGUGAUCAAAAGUGAUAAUAUGGACGAGAUUGAAGUUCAAGUAUGUUACAUGAUGUGUAUGUGUUGCUUUUUCGUAUUGAACGUCAUGAUGACUGUAUGUGCAAUAAGUCAACGCAACAAUAGAAAUAGCAUUGUUGAAUACGAGAUUGAGUCAACAUCUGUCAAGCGCCGGAAACGGUCUAAGCACUUGCAUCGGGAACCCAUUGACUCUCCAUCAACUAUGGCAUCGGAUAACAGUGUUUCAGAAACAUCUAGACGUCGAAAGAGGAAAGCUAUUGCUAGGGAUCCAACAAUGGAGACAAUAUACAAAAAUUUUCGCCAAUUUACAGAAAUGGUUGGUCCGGUAUUUAAGAUGAUGUCUGAAACUGCAGCUCGUAAGGAAGCAGCCCGUAAAGAAAUUGAAGAAAAGAAAAAAUUACUGAAUCAAGUAAUUUUUGAGAUUGAUGGGCUUUCUAAUGAUGAAGCAAUAUUCAUAUUGCAGGUUUUGGUUGAAGAUGAGGACCAACUCAAAACUUUCUUUUACGUGCCAGACGACAAAAGGCUAUGUUUUUGUCGUGUACUUUUAAAAAGAAUGUCAUAUUGCCCGCCUAGCAAGUAAAGCUAUCUUAGCAAGAAUAUCAUUUCAAGUUUACAGAAGGAAGACUUAGAAAACUUUAUGCAUCAUGUUUUGUCAUUUCAAAUUAUUCUAUGUUUGUGAAUGGUGGAGUGUUUAAUUAAUGCAAAUAUUUGUGAACUUAUACAAA
Molecule: messenger RNA, 905 nt
Organism: Dioscorea cayenensis subsp. rotundata (Guinea yam)
Lineage: Eukaryota; Viridiplantae; Streptophyta; Magnoliopsida; Dioscoreales; Dioscoreaceae
Exons: 3
Coding region: 182-760 (192 amino acids)
Source: RefSeq, a predicted model, not a curated record